This is a messenger RNA of Cinclus cinclus, 3853 nucleotides long. RefSeq names its product leukotriene C4 synthase-like. Gene Ontology annotation, biological process: leukotriene biosynthetic process. Gene Ontology annotation, cellular component: membrane; nuclear envelope; endoplasmic reticulum. NCBI's taxonomy places the organism in Eukaryota, Metazoa, Chordata, Aves, Passeriformes, Cinclidae. The transcript is spliced from 5 exons. The record is from RefSeq and is a predicted model, not a curated record. Gene Ontology annotation, molecular function: glutathione peroxidase activity; leukotriene-C4 synthase activity; glutathione transferase activity. The coding region runs from base 1091 to 1528 and encodes 145 amino acids.
AGAAAACCAGAACCAGUAUAUUGCUUCUUAGAAAACCUAUUAAAGACAUCAGGUGUACAACGUAAUUUCUGUAAACUGCUUUAAUACAACUUUCUAUAACAGUGGUGUUCAACGACCACUUUGUCUUAACCUACUUUCUUUUUCCCUGGUCUGAUGGGAGAAUUCUUUGAAUGAAGGGAGAGGAAGGAAACAAACCUGAUGGUCCCAGGAGCUUCUGUCUGUGCCAGCUGUUGUGCUGUUAGAUGGGAACUAGAUAAAUGGGUCUCUUCUGAUAUGUGAAAAUGUAAUUCUCUUUUGGUGAUGUCCUGAUUAAUUCUGCAGGUUUUUCCCCACAAAAACUCACUCCGGUGUUCAUGGUGAGAAUUCAUUAGGCUGACAAUUGAUCAGAAGCCUUUAAUGCUCAUCUCCCAGCCUUUCUGGGAUGACGGCUGGCUCUGAAACUCCCUUGGUGUCUGACAGUCAUUCUGCAGGACUCAUCAUCACAUCCUCUCUUACCCCCUCCGAGCUUUUUUCACACAGGGUCUCAGCGUUGUGGCUGUAGGUCAUUCUCUGUACCCAGUUCGUGCUAUCCAGAGUCUGUGUAGGAUUAUGUAAACAGGGAUAUGUACCUUGGAAUGCUGCCUGUGCUCUGGUGUGACACAACGGACCAAACACAGCUUUGGUUUCUCCUGCAACAUCAGCAACGGGGAUGUGCCUGGCCUAAGGCAGAUACUCUGGGGGGAGUGGAUUAGUGGACUAUUGAGAUUUGUCCAUCCAUUCAGCUCCCAGUUCCCUUAUCUCUCACAUUUGUCUCUCUACUGGCAUUUCCACUUCCUCAUAACUCUGUUCCUGGAAAAGGGAGGGCGGGAACGGAAAUACUCCAUUAAACUUGUCUCCACUGAUUUCCAUUUCCACAGUGCAUAUGAUAAAGGCACGCCAGGCUCAUUCUGGAUGUCAAUACCAUAGACUAAAUCUUUGGUUGGUUUGUUUGUUUGUUCAAUUAGAACAAACCUAGGCUGCCAGAUACCACUGAAAACUGCCACAUCAACAAGGACUGAACCUGGCCAGAGGAACUUCUGAUCAAGAUUUUUUAGGGUCUGGAAAAGUCAGUAUGUUGGACCAGAUUCACUGGCUGGCAGCUGUGACAGUCCUGGGAGUUCUGGAACAAGCCUACUUCUUCCUCCAGGUGAUCUAUGCUAGGAGACUGUUUGGCAUUUCACCUCCAAAGAUCUCAGGCCCUCCUGAAUUUGAAAGGAUCUUUCGAGCACAGGUGAACUCCUCUGAGUAUUUUCCCAUCUUCCUGGCACUUCUGUGGCAGGCUGGACUCUUCUUCCAUCAAGGUCUGGCUGCAGCCUUGGGUCUGCUUUAUCUCUGCGCCCGCUACUGCUACUUUAUGGGAUAUAAGGCAUCAUCCUCAGAAAGACUCGCCCCGAUAUACUUCAGUGCUGGAGUUCUCUGGAUUCUCAUUGCAGUGUCAGCCCUGGGCAUCCUGCAUUUCUUCCUCUCUCACCAUGUGGGGCUGAACAUCCUCCAGCUUCUCACAGCAUGACCCACUCCUCUGUGCUUCAUCACUGUCCUCAUCUUCAAGUCCUGCUCUUUCCUGCCUGCCUUAAUAGACUGGCUGCAACUCAACAGCCUUCAAUGAGAAAUCCACCUGAGCCCAAACUUUUAACACCUCCUUCCUCACUGUCCAGCACUGGCAGGAAUCGUUGAGUUGUUUAGGAGAUAUUUUUCCUCCAUGGUAUUUUGUGUGCCAAGUGUUUCACAUCUGGCGGCUCCAGCGUGUCUGACGCAGAAACAACAAUCCCAGACAAGGACAUAUAAAAGCAAACUCUUCUCUCAGUCUGAGUUUUCCAGGGAGUUGCCAAAAGGAAGUGCCAUGUGUUCCCCAUUCUCCGGCAUCUCUGCCCUCAGCUUAGGCACAGAACACAGAUUCAUGCCAGUUUUCCAAGGCCCACACCUAAGAAAGGCAUUUGUUUGGAACCAGAUGUGGGCUGAGACAUCACAAAAGAGGUGAUGGAAAACUGGAGCAGCCACCAACAUGUUGUGCAAAAGUCUGUUGGUACUCUCAUGAUGGUUAUCUGCCACUGCUGUAAAUCGGACUGUGCAAACUCAUCACCACUGCUGCACGUGCCACUUCAAACUUGGCUCAGUGACAACAGGCACAAAUAAAAGGUCACUGAACUUGCUGUCCUGGGUGUCUCUUUGUGAGUCCACAGCUAGCAGAGAACAGAAACAUGAGUGUAUGAGUGCAAGGUGGAUGCCUUUGUUUCCCUGACAUGCAGUCCAGUGAAGCUUGUAAUUCUGUGUGCCAUGGGAGGAGAGCUCUGAGGAAGGCGAAGCUGAUUUCUGGAGAUGUUGAGCUCAUGGAUUGGGUGGUAGGCCACUCAGUACCAAAAAGUGGUUUAUCCAAGUGGUCAGGUCCCUCCUGCAUCAGGAGGGGCUGGAUUUUCAUGACUCCAGUAUUCACAAUACUGAUGCUUUUGGCCACUGGUGUCCUCAUGUUAGUGCCACAGCUCAGGAAAUGCCAGCAGUGCUCUGUGUGUCAUGGGAGGAAUUCACACCAAACCCAGAGAGUAAAAAUAAUUGCAUGAGCAUGAUGCCAGUCCUAUCACAUUGUAAAGCCCACUGCUCUCCCCUCCUUUUCUCACCAGUAGGCAUAUCUGGACUGUAAGAACAAAAGGCAUGGCUUUUUGGUGGAAAUGACUAAUUUUUCGCAUUGUUUCUUUUCCUUCCAUGCAAUUCAAAUUGUUUUCUCCAGCAAAGCCCCCGGUCCAUUUCCUUUUCAGGCUCUCCUGCCUUGGAGACAUGCUGCAGCAUUGAAACUGGCAAAUGCUGCAGAGUAAGGCUUAAAGCCAAACAAAAAUAACUGUACAACACUUGUCUCUACAAAGUGUGCAGUGCAGUAGGGCCCCAUCCUCGCUGGAAUCCUCAGGUGUCACAGCAAGAUAAACAAUAACAUGACAAUUUUUCUACUGUCAUCUUUGGUGACACAUUUCAGAAACGUCUGAGCAAAGUUUAACCCUGGCUAUGCCUUAGCAAGAUCAGGGAGGAACAGAUUUCACAGUGAGAUUUCAUUUAGCCUUUGCAUUAACACGUCCUACCAUCUCCAGAAGUUAUUCCCCAGACCUCACCUUUUUACCAAUAUAACCAGCCACCUUCCAGAGAGUUAAUGCAGAAGGACCAGCCCCAGCUGCUGGUGCAGGUCCUGACUCUGCAUCCAAAUUCUGCUUUCUGGGGUUAGUCCAAGUGAGUGCUCACUGGUUCUGUAGACACAGUCUCUGUCUUUUAUCCUACAACCAGUUUUCUAAACUCGCUGUAUCAACCUGGAGCCACUUCCCACCUCAGCCCAGCUUGUGUCCGCUCUGUGUGUGACAGGGCUGCAGGAUGACUCAGAGGAGGGAAAUUAACGAUUCAGCAGUGAGAUUGUAGCCAGCUUCUCCCCCUGGAUGCACAGAAGACCAUUAAAAAUCCUGGCACGGUGCAGUCAGGUUCUGGCCUUGGUGGCUGCCAUUACCAGUUCUGCCACAGAAAAUCUGACGGGCAUAUCAUCAGCCCUUCAAACCUUUGUCAGAGGAGCCAUUUCAGGUGCUCAGAGCAGAGGGGAAGCUUCUCCCUUCUGCCAGGGCUGCUGUCAUUGCUCUGGUGCUUCAUCAGUCAAAGAAAACCAUUUUACACAAUUGAUGAUUCAAACAGUCGAUGAUUUUGGGAUUCAUUCAAUUCAUGAUGCUGCUGCCCAGCGCAAUGUGCUAGUGCUGUAUGGCACCAGUUUACCCCGCUGAACCUGCUUCAGAAGGGCUGAGAGACCGCUGGGCUGGCACAGGGUGUGCUGGGGAGCUGCUCCUGCCACCCCGGGUCACUGUCCCGCAGGUGU